GAAAAAGAGAGUUCACGAGGAUGUGUAGUGGUAUCAUCAUGAAUAGACUGAAUUGAUCGACGUUCACACUGCAGAUGCAUCUAUAUAGCAUGCUCUGGUCAAAGGCCGUUGUCAACCGGCCACCUGCGGCCCAGAAUCCACACCAACCCUCGAAUGUCUGGGGGAGACACCGGCUUCUUCAACGGUAAAGCUACCAGUGACACAGCAGUGGCUAUCACGCGAAGUCAGCCACAACCCUGCGAAACUGACUCACGCUAAGUCAAUAAUUUCUUGGUCAAGAGCAGCUUCCAGAUGCAGAGAGCUAGAGCUCGGUUACAUGAGCUGGACCCUGGAAUGACUGAGGUACUGCUUUGUGCAUAUAAAGACAGCUGAAGCGCCUGCUGUGCUUCCAUUUGUUGUUACUCACCCUCUCCUCCACCCCAACACACCCGUCACCUCAACCAUCAAGAUGCUGGCCUUCAAGACUCUUCUCAGCCUGGCUACUGUCCAGGCUGUCUCUGCCCACUUCGGUCUCGUCUUCCCUCCUUGGCGUGCGGACACCCUCAGUGAGGAGGGCGAGGAGCGCUACAACCAGUGGGAGCAACCCUGUGCUCGUGUUGACUUCAACAAGAAGAACCUCACUGACUGGCCCCUCGACGGUGGUGCUCUCACCCUUGAUCUUCACCACGAAUGGUCCUACGUCUUCGUCAACCUCGGCCUCGGCGAGAACUCCACCAACUUCAACAUCUCCCUUACCCCAGAGUUCCUCAACGCCACAAACUCGGGCACUCUCUUCAUUGACAAGCUUGAGCUUCCCUCAGAUGUCAAGCCCAAGGACGGAGACAUCGCUAGUAUUCAGGUUGUUACCGUUGGUGACACUGGCAAUGCCCUGUACAACUGUGCCGAUAUUCGCUUCAAGGAGAAUGCCAAGGGUCCCAGCAACAAAACUGGCGAUGUGGACUACGUCAAGAUCAAGCAGCAGAAGGGCAACGGAACUGAGGAAGAUAGCUCUUCCAACUCUACAUCUUCUGGAGACAGCAAGGACAACGCCGCUGGCACAAUGGGUGUGAGCACGGUGGUUAUGACCUCUGUCGUGGGUCUUACUGCCGCUUUUGUGAUGGGCUUGGGCCUCUAGAUGGAUGACCUUAUGAGACAUGGUUGCUUCAAUGUGUAAUCAGUAGUCAUGAUAGAACAUUCACGGCCUUCCAAAAAUUAUGAUUGUUUAUGCGCGGAACAAAAUAUUCCAUUGACGUUGCCAACCUGCAGUAUAGGCUGGCUGCUGGGAGCCUUUUAUUGUUGAUCCACUGGAACCCUAAAGAUGCUUCCAGACCCGUAUAUGAUGACUUGCAUGAUUGAAGAAAAGGAAAAUGAACAUGCAGAUGGUAUAAUAUAUAGAAACAAGAGUUACAUUAAAACGUAAAGAAUAAUAACUGGGUAUAUCCAAUCUGGGUUGGUCAGCUUGGUCAAACCAGGGGCAUAGUUUGUUUACUCACCAUCGCACUCAUAUAAAUUCAGCAUGUAACGCUGAAACACCAAACUCCAGUCCUGAAAUCAGAAAACAAAAGACAGAUAAUGACCAGUUGAUUAUUCUUGUG
Messenger RNA from Fusarium verticillioides 7600, 1574 nucleotides. RefSeq lists its product as hypothetical. The transcript has 2 exons. The record is from RefSeq and is a predicted model, not a curated record. The coding region runs from base 449 to 1114 and encodes 221 amino acids. Lineage: Eukaryota; Fungi; Ascomycota; Sordariomycetes; Hypocreales; Nectriaceae.